Messenger RNA from Aplysia californica (California sea hare), 2316 nucleotides. RefSeq names its product metabotropic glutamate receptor 4-like. NCBI's taxonomy places the organism in Eukaryota, Metazoa, Mollusca, Gastropoda, Aplysiida, Aplysiidae. The record is from RefSeq and is a predicted model, not a curated record. Gene Ontology annotation, molecular function: adenylate cyclase inhibiting G protein-coupled glutamate receptor activity. Bases 205 to 2316 code for a protein of 703 amino acids. Gene Ontology annotation, biological process: G protein-coupled receptor signaling pathway. The transcript has 8 exons. Gene Ontology annotation, cellular component: membrane.
UGCUGUGGUCAGUGAUGUUGCUGUGGUCAGUGAUGUUGCUGUGGUCAGUUAGGUGAUAAUUUGCUGUUGCUGUGGUCAGUGAUGUUGGUGUAGUCAGUGCUGUUGGUGUAGUCAGUGAUGUUAUUGUAGUCAGUGGGGUGAGAGGUUGCUGUUGCUGUGGUAAGUGAUGUUAUUGUGGUCAGUGAUGUUGGUGUAGUCAGUAAGAUGAGAGGUGUCUGCCCACAGGGUUUCAACGAGGUGGACAAGCUGCUGCGGGAGAACGGCAUCUGCCUGGCCCUGAGGGAGAAGCUGCUCAAGGACUCGGGCGUGGCUACGGACACAGACUACGACAACAUCGUCCGGAACCUGCUGGAGAAAGACCUGGCCAGAGGUGAGGGGUCAAGGUCAGGGUCAGGGUCAGGGUCAAGGUCAGGGUCAAGGUCAGGAUCAAACCAGAGGUUAGAGCUACGUGAUCCACCACUUGACCCACCACGUGACCCACAACGUGACACACCGCGUGAUACACCACGUGAUCCACCAUAUCCACCAAUUGACCCGUCACGUGACAAGGUGGAGGGGGCGGUCACGGUACAGCCGUUAGCGGAAGCUGUGCGAGGGUUCAAGAACUACUUCCUGAGGCUGAGACCAGGGCGGAACCACAGGAACCCUUGGUUUGCUGAAUACUGGGAGGACCUGUUCUCGUGCCGGUUCCCGCGCAGCCCUCCCACGCCCUACAACCAGCACUACAACAAGACGUGCACGGGCCACGAGAGAAUCGACCCCGACUCCUUCGAGAUGGAAGCCCAGCUACAGUUUGUCAGCGACGCCGUCAUGGCCUUUGCGCAUGCGUUCAAGGAGAUUCACCUACGCCUGUGUGGCGGGAGGCCCGGCCUGUGUGAGCGCAUGACAAAGAUCGACGGUGACAUCAUCAAAGCCCACCUGCUCAAGGUCAAGUUCACAGGUCUGUCAGGGCAAGACUUUCAGUUCUUGGACAACGGAGACGGGCCCUCCAGGUACCGCAUUCUCAACUUCCGGCGUGAUGACGUCACAGGAGAGUAUGAGUGGGCUACUGUGGGCUUUUACAGGCACGGGCAUCUCAACAUUGUGAGUAGCCGACUCCCGGGUGGUUUAACAGAUAGCUUCGUGGAAGCCUCCAUAUGGCUGACAGGGACACCCCAAGUCGACCGACCUGCACCGACUGGGGAGGUGGAGCCUUCGUCGUGCCAGUUCCGGCGGUCAGAGCCCAGCCACCCCCGGUCCGUGUGCUCCAGCAAGUGUGGCCGCCGACAGUACAUGGACCCCAUCCCCGGUGACCCCUGCUGCUGGGCCUGCAAGAACUGCCUGACCUACGAGUACAGGCCUGUGGACACACGAUGCGAGGAGUGUCCCGGGGGCACAGUACCCAGCUACAAUAUGACUCACUGUAUUCCCAUCCCACCCGUCUUCCUGCACUACACCGACUCCAUAGCGCUGGUUGCCAUGGCAUUCGCGUCGCUAGGUAUCCUAGCAACCACAACCACGGCCAUCAUCUUCCUGAAGCACAACAACACGCCGGUGGUGAAGGCGUCAGGCCGAGAGUUGAGCUUCGUUCUGCUGGCCGGGAUCUUCCUCUGCUACACCAUGACCUUCCUUCUCGUCUCCAAACCCACCAAGUACGUGUGUGGCGCGCAGACGGUCGGCAUCGGCUUCUGCUUCUCCGUCUGCUACUCCGCCAUCUUGACCAAAACCAACCGCAUCUCCAGAAUUUUCCGCGCGGGCAAGAGAACGGUGAAGCGGCCAAAGUUCAUCAGCCCGGAGUCCCAGCUGGUCAUCUGCGCCAGUCUCGUGGCCUGCCAGAUCAUCAUCAGUCUCAUCUGGCUGCUCACCAGCCCGCCAAAAGCCGUCUCCUUCUUCGCCACACGCGCCGACCACCAGCUGGUCUGUGAGGCGGCCAUCGGCUUUGCGUACAUGAUCGGCUUCUCCUAUCCGAUCUUCCUCAUCCUCGUCUGCACCAUCUACGCCAUCAUCACCAGGAAGAUCCCCGAGGCGUUCAACGAGUCCAAGUAUAUCGGAUUCACCAUGUACACCACCUGUAUCAUCUGGGCGGCGUUUGUGGUUAUCUAUCUGAGUACUUCCCACAACAUCCAGGUCCGGCUGGCCACUAUGUGCUUCUCCAUCAGCCUCAGCGCCACUGUGGCCCUUAUCUGUAUGUUCACGCCCAAGCUCUACAUCAUCCUGCUCCGGCCCGAGCGCAACGUGCGCCAGAGCAUGAUGGCUAAGAACAUGCAGCUCAAGCUCAACAGCAGCGCCGCCUCGGGCUGUCUCAGGGUGGACUCUGGCACUCAGAGCGACGGUUAG